Molecule: messenger RNA, 2291 nt
Organism: Phalaenopsis equestris
Lineage: Eukaryota; Viridiplantae; Streptophyta; Magnoliopsida; Asparagales; Orchidaceae
Product: pentatricopeptide repeat-containing protein At3g53700, chloroplastic
Molecular function (GO): protein binding
Source: RefSeq, a predicted model, not a curated record
AAUCAAAAUUUCCGUAUAAUUUCUCCUCAACGAAGAGUCCGCAUGUGGUCUAUCUUUCCAUCGAGAAUCCAGAUAGGUCACUUCGACUGUUUUCUUUCUUCCUCUUCUCCGCUUCGCCAUUAAACGCCAUUUUUUCUUUGACGUCUCAUUCUGACUCAAAUUUUAUUGUAUCAUCUCCAUUCUUCCAUGUCGUCUUAAAACUUUUCUCUUUCAUUUUGAGCCUUUUCUCUUCCUCGCCUAAACCCUGCUACUUCAUCCUUCACUGUAUGGUUAACAAAGCUUUAAAUCCAUAUGGUACUUACAUUUCACCAUCUCACCGCUUCGUCCAGUCUCUCCGUUCUUCAAUCGGCGACCUUAACCUUUUGCAGUCCAAGUGUUUGAGCUUAUACCUCAAUGGCCUUGCUCUCGUUAAUAAGCUACCAUCACCGACUUCCAAUCCCAAUUUCCGUCACAAAUCCUCAAUCUUUCCACCAAAAGCAGGUUCCAAGUUUUCCAUUAGCAUCUCUUCAGGAUCAACUAGAGCUCGCCACCCAAAUUUCCAAUACCAGAAGAGUUCAGCAAAUCCCUCCAAAUGAUCUUGUUUUAACCCUCCGUCGCCAGAAAGAUGCGGAUUCUGCUCUCAAGCUUUUUAAUUUGGUGUCAAAGCGGCCUGGCUUCGAACCCGAUGCUUCUGUCUACGAAGAGAUUCUUCAGCAGCUCGGAAAUUCGGGAUCUUUCGAUCAGAUGAAGACUGUGUUGAAGGAGAUGCAGCUUUCUGGAUGCCAAAUUGAGCAUGGUAUGUUCCGUAUCCUCGUUGAAUGUUUUGCGAAAUUCCAACUUUUUAACGAGGCUGUAGACGUUGUUCUGAGAACGAUGGAAGAAUUUGGGGUUGAACCCGAUACCUGGACUUUCAACUUUCUUCUCAAUAUUCUUGUGGAGGAGAACAAGAUCAAGUUGGUUGAAUCUGUGUACUCCUCCAUGACUGAUAGAAAAGUCCAACCUGAUGUCUCUACUUUUAAUAUCUUGAUUAAGGCUUUGUGCAAAACUCAUCAGCUUAGACCAGCAAUCUCGAUGAUAGAGGAGAUGUGCGGCCAUGGAUUGUCGCCCGAUGAGAUAACAUUUACUACAAUCAUGCGAGGUUUUAUUGAGGAAGGAAAUAUGGAAAAUGCAUUGACAGUUCGAGACAGAAUGCUGGGGAUGAAAUGCAUUUCUACUAACGUGACAAUUAAUGUGUUGAUUAAUGGGUUUUGUAAGCAGGGUAGGGUUGAAAAAGCUCUCAGUUUCAUACAAGAAGAGGCUAAUAAUGGAUUCAGCCCUGAUAAGAUCACUUUCAAUACUCUGAUUAAUGGUUUGUGUCGAGCCGGACAUGUUAGCCAUGCCCUUGAGAUCUUCGAUGUGAUGCUUCAGGAGGGUUAUGAUCCAGAUAUUGUGACUUACAACACAAUGAUAGCCGGGUUGUGUAAAGCUGGAGACAUUGAAGAAGCCAUGAAAGGUCUUGAUCAGAUGGUGAAAAGUGACUGCUUGCCAAAUAUGAUCACCUACAACACUCUUAUCAGUUCUCUGUGUUCCGCAAGCCGGUUUGAAGAAGCAAUGGAACUCGCUCGCCUCUUGACUCUGAAAGGCCUUCUACCAGAUUUGUACACCUUCAAUUCACUUAUAAGCGGCUUCUGCAGGACCGGAGAUUACAUGAUAGCAUUUGAGCUCUUCAACGAGAUGAAGAAGAUUGGAUGCCCACCCGAUGAAUUCACUUACAACAUACUGAUUGAUCAUCUGUGUUUCAAAGGUGAACUUGGCAAAGCUUUGGGCUUAUUGAAGGAAAUGGAAUCGAAUGGCUGCGCUCGAAGCGUGGUGACUUAUAAUACUCUAAUCGACGGGUUAUGCAAGAACUCGAGACUGGAAGAAGCCGAGGAGAUAUUUGAUCAAAUGGAACUAUUGGGGAUCACCCGAAAUUUGGUCACUUAUAACUCGAUUAUCGAUGGUUUGUGCAAGAACAAAAGGGUGGAUGAAGCUACGGAGCUGAUAGAUCAGAUGAUCAUGGAAGGGCUGAAGCCUGAUAAGCUCACCUAUAAUUCUUUGCUCACAUAUUACUGCAAGGAAGGAAAUAUUAAGAAGGCGGCAGAUAUAGUUCAGACGAUGACGUCUAAUGGCUGCGAACCAGACAUGAUAACCUACGGGACUCUCAUCAAUGGGUUGUGCAGGGCUGGGAGGAUCCAAAUUGUUUGCAAGCUUCUCAGAAGCUUACAGAUGAAAGGAAUGAUUUUGAGUUCGAAAGCCUAUAACCCGGCGAUCCAAGCGCUUUUCAAACAAAGGAA